Messenger RNA from Folsomia candida, 3178 nucleotides. RefSeq names its product cytochrome P450 9e2. Bases 719 to 2167 code for a protein of 482 amino acids. The record is from RefSeq and is a predicted model, not a curated record. The transcript is spliced from 5 exons. Gene Ontology annotation, molecular function: oxidoreductase activity, acting on paired donors, with incorporation or reduction of molecular oxygen; heme binding; iron ion binding. Lineage: Eukaryota; Metazoa; Arthropoda; Collembola; Entomobryomorpha; Isotomidae.
GGGAGCGUGAAGCGUGGGAAUUUAAAUAGUUAGCUAUGCAGUUACUCCCACGCGACGGGAAUUUAAGUAAUUAGCUAUUCAGCUACUCCCACAGUGGGAAAUCAAAUUGUACUGUGACCAGAGUAAUUGAAAUGCAGUAUAACUUGGGCAAACCCUCACUCUGAUGUAUGUAUGUGGUAUGACAAAGUCUCCACUGGGAAUUAUUUCUGGGAACUGGGAAUAAGUAUAGUAUGACGGAUUUUUCGCUUUGGGCACACCCCCCCUAGAACCCGGCCUUGGCCGGGCUAUACGCUAGUAAAUAAAUAAAAAAAACUAGCUAAAAGUGUAUAUUUUAACUUAUAUAUAAAUUUCCUUGUAAAAAUAUCACUGUUCAUUUUUCUUGCUGGAUUUUGUUAAAAUUAAGAAAUAUUUCAUCACUUCACUGAUAGAUAACACAUAAAUAAAUAAUUAAAAGUUUAAUUAAAAUAUUUGCUUGCAAAAAUAUUUCUUUGCAAAAUACUUUAAUAACUAAUUGCAAAAAAUCGUUUCUUGUUUUACUUUAAAUACAUACAUCACUAAAACCGUACUAUUAUUCCUUGGAAAAAAAUUUCCUCGCAAAAAUCCUAUCUCAUUUUUCUUUGCAAGCUUAUCUGUAUAAAAAACUAAAAGUGUGAUAUCUUUCCUUGCAAAAAUAUCUCUUCGCAAAAACUAAUAUAAAUAUACAUAUUUCCUUGCAAAAAUGGACACCCUGUUCCUCAUCCUAGCCGGGCUUGUGACCCUUCUCGUCUUCCUUUGGAAAUGGCACUACCGCAAGAAUAAGGUCUACUUUGAGUCUAAAGGGAUUCCCUACCGGGGAAAUGCUUUCCUCCGCAUCGCCCUUAAUUCCCUCAAGGGACUCGGCGUCAUAGACGACAUCCUCGCCUCGUAUAAACAAAAUAAAGCGGAAAAUACCAUGGUCACUGUAACCAACGAUUUUGGCGUCAUCACGAUCAGAAUCCAAGAUCCAGACUUGCUCAAAGCCGUCCUGGUCAAGGAUUUCGACCAUUUCGCGGAUCGCAGGAAUUUCACCAUUCCCAAGAAUGAUUACCUCUACAAGAAAAUGAUAUUCUCUUUAAAAGGCGAGCCGUGGAAAGCACUACGAACAAAAUUGAGCCCGACCUUUACCACGGGCAAAAUUAAACGGCUCUUUUCCCUGUUUGACCAAAGUGGGGAAAAAUUGGUGAAAUAUAUUGAGCAAGAAAUUGGUGAUGGUGGGGAAUUUGACAUAAUCGAGACCUACUCUAAAUUCGCGAUGGACAUUAUCGCCUCCUCCGUUUGUGGUAUCGACUCACACGCCUUUGACCAAAAGGAACCCUCCUUCUUUGAAGUGAUGGGACGGAAAAUGCAGCUAACUUUCGGUGGGGCUACGCUUAUCAAAAUCCUCAUCAUCUCGGUGUCCUCCUCGAUAGCGGACUUUUUUGGAUUCUCGCUUUUCGCGAAAGACGUCCCAGAUUUUUUCUCUGUCGCGAUCAAAGCCUCGAUUCACGAUCGCCAGACAAAAAACGAGAAGCGGAACGACUUCAUCCAAUUGAUGCUCGAGGCGCGGGAGGACAAGUUGAAAACUGAGGACCACGACGCGGAACUUCUCGACGACGAAGGAAUCGUGGCGAAUGCCGUGUUGUUCAUAUUCGGCGGAUAUGACACGACAUCAUCGCUCCUCAUUUUCACGGCGUACUCGCUCGCACUCCAUCCCAAUAUUCAGGACAAGUUGAGGACGGAGAUUGGUCAAGUUCUGGAAGAAAAUGGGGGCGAACUCAGCUAUGACGCGUUAAAUAAGAUGACUUAUCUUGACAUGGUUAUCAGUGAAACGCUGCGCUACUACCCACCCUUAUUUGCGACGGAUCGCGGUUGUACGAAGGACUAUAAAAUUCCGGGGACCGAAUUUGUCAUGAAGAAAGGCCAAGUUCUCCUUAUCCCGACGUACGGACUGCAUCACGACGCCGACUAUUUCCCAGAACCUGAAAAGUUCAACCCGGAACGAUUCUCGCCGGAAAACAAGGCAAAAAUCAAUCAUUACGCGUACCUUCCGUUUGGCGCGGGCCCUAGAAAUUGCAUCGGUAUGAAUAACUUAGAUUUCGAUUUGCCAAUAAUUUUGCAAAUUAAUUUGGCAACUCACAUAGUGCUUGGUAAUUUUGUAAAAUCCUUGUAAAAUAGUUUACAACCUUUUACCAAAUAAAGAGACGCCCCAAAUCGGAUCAAGUUUACCAAAAUUUGGGAGCUAAUUUUCCAUCGAAAUAUUUGUAAAUUUUUUAAAACUUUGUAAGUUUACGGAACUUACGGAGUUUACGAUAUGGCCAAGCACUGCGUGAAUUGCCUCAUUGUUUCUUUAUGGGAUAAAAUUAUUUCAUCACCAUUUGCCAAUAAUUUAGAAAUUUGUAUCGUUUGACAGACUUUAAAAAAAAUAGUGAUACACAUUUCAUUUCGGCAUUUUCAUAAUUGUCAAGUCAAAGGCCGUUUUUGAAAUAAAUUAAAAAUGUAAAUAUCCACAACGGCAAAUGAAAGAUGUAGAUCACGCCGUAUGAAUGUGACAUGUCCAAUAUUUGGAAAACUUUGGAAAAUUUUGCAGAAUUUACGGAUUUUAUUUUAUUUUUGGAGUCAUGAAUUGUUGUACCACGAUAGUACGACAUGUUGCCCAUGCCAAAUUAUAAGGUGGCCCUCCUACGUGACAAAUUCCGCAAAAAUUACAAAGAGCUGGUUCUACAUAUAUUGAAACAUAUAUACUUGCACCUCUGGUCGUACUAUUGUUUAGUAUGAAUUUAUGAAGAGAAUGACACCAAGAUAUCCAAUUUUAAUAGUCUGUAACCCAUAAAUUUGCAAUGUUUGUCAAAAAAAGAUUUACACGAAGGCUUAUGCACUGUGAGGGUGGACGUAGUUCAAACACAGCGGAUAGAGAUCGGUGAGGCUGUGUCAGAUUCCCCCUUAACACUAAAAAUAACAUUGUUAUUCCCAGAAAACCAAAAAACCUGUAGUGACCAGUUGACAAGUUGUAUUACACGUAAUUUUACAGUGGCGUUAAACCCAUGCAAUUUCUGUAUAACAUAAUUCACAGCAGAAAAUUCGGUACCAAAAUCUUCACCUGCCCGAAAAUAGCUUGCUUUAAUUUUGUUUAUGGACAUAUUCGAUAGCAUUUUUUUGCUAAUAAAGAAAGUUUUACAUGUGA